Papaver somniferum (opium poppy) is the source of this 1616-nucleotide messenger RNA. RefSeq lists its product as uncharacterized. Lineage: Eukaryota; Viridiplantae; Streptophyta; Magnoliopsida; Ranunculales; Papaveraceae. Bases 329 to 1405 code for a protein of 358 amino acids. The record is from RefSeq and is a predicted model, not a curated record. The transcript has 11 exons.
CAAUUAAAGAGAUCCACCUGUCUUGUCCAUUACUCAAAUCAUCAUCCUAUUCAUCAUCAUCAACUUCUUCUUCUCAUCUUUCUGUCGCUCUCUUCUUUAUCCACGAUUCAAUCUUUUCUGAAUAUUUUAAAUCAAUCACUGAUUGUUUUCUUCCUUCUAGGGUUUCGAAAUCAGAUUCUCUACUUUGCUUCUCUCUUCUUCUUCGCAUUGAUUGUGCGGACAUAGCGAUCUCUGCUCUCUCUUCUUUUUGAGAAUAUAAAUUAGGGUUAGGGUUUCAUUCAUUUUGUUUCUAGAACUCAAAUGUGGAGUAUAGUUCUUGUUAGAUAGUAUGGCACAAACGUCUACAGCAGGCUCUGCUUAUCUCUCCGCUCUUACCCAACAAAUUCAGAAAAAACUCCAAAGGGCGAUAGUUUCUCAAGAUCAAAGACUUAACUUGUUGCAAGAACUAUUUGCAGAUAUAGCUUUAGAAGUUGAUAUUCGAGCACGAGAUAUAAUUCUUAACAAGGAUGAAGGGGUACUCUCUCCAGCGGAGGAUGAUAUUGAAACUGAUAACCAUUUGUGCUUUUACGAUGUGCUCGCUGAUCAUUACGUUAAGGUUCCCGAGAAUGGAAAACCCGUCCUUGAUUUGAUUGUGCAACUCUGGAGUCAGUCAUUUGCAUCUCACAUAUUUUCCCUCCUUUUCCAUAAAUGGUUGUUCGAAGUUGAAAUUGAACAUACAGAAGUCCGCCUUCGUUAUUCAUCUGCUCUUGUAGAAGGUGCUUCAAAUGUCUUUUGGAUUGACAUCCAGACAAAUAAGAGGCGUUUCUUCUCUUUGUUCUAUUAUCUUCUUGAGGAUGUUGCACUGGUCCCCAAACGUCUAAGCAAAAUUCCGGUGCAGGCUCAACGAGAUUUGUUUCUUCUACUAUCCAGGUUUAUAUUCUUUUACAACUUAGAUGACAGGCUCGAAACAUUUUUAAACUAUUAUCCAGUUUUUCCCAAUGCUUUUCUGGUUGGUGGUCCUGCAGAUUUUUUUGUUAUUGAGCUAACUGAUCAGGUUCAGAAGUUAAAGGUUGAGCCUGUCUUGCUACAUUACUUCUCUCAGAUGAGAGUCCUUCAAGGUUUUGAGCUGAGAAUGACGUCAAGCACACGGCUAAAGGCUUGCCUCUACAGCUUUACAUCCCCUGGUGGUCCAAUGUAUCCAACACGAGCUGUGCGACAUGCGGCCUGGGAAGCAUUGGAUUUUCUUUUUCCUGUCGGUAGGUAUCCGCGUCAUCUCAUAAGCAUGUUUUUUAGGUUGCUAUAUCCAUGGUAUUGGCCUUCUUCCUGCUGGAAUUUUAUAUUAGAAUGCAUCGCAGCUAUAUUUUAUUCUCUGUUGGGGUAUGUCUUCUCUGGUUGGGAGAAGCUGAGGAGACCAAAGACCACAUAAAAAGCAAUUUAAACUUUCCGAGAUGUAUAGAACAGGCCUUCGUUUUUUGAAUGGCCAAAACAUGCGAGACACCUCCAUGAUGUAUACCUUGUGUAUGUCUUGUGUUUCCCUUAUUCUUUUCCUUUUCCGAGCGAAUGUUGUUUGUUGUUGUAAUGGUGUAUCAGUUUCAAUAUUUCCUUUCUUAUGGGAUGAGUUGGAACUUUUUUGCUUC